CCUGGCUGAGUAAAAGUUGCGUCGGGAUUUUCUAGCGCGUUUCUGCGGAUAGUUCUCACCAUUAUGGCCAACAAGGGACAGCAUCCUCCAUACCUCCACCUGGCGGAACUCACCGCCUCCCAGUUUCUGGACAUUUGGAAUCACUUCGACACGGACGGUAAUGGCUACAUCGAGGGCAAGGAGCUGGAGAACUUCUUCAGAGAACUGGAGAGUGCACGGAGAGGAGCUGGUGUGGACCCAACAAACGUCUCCUUCAGAGAGAAGAUGAAAGAGUUCAUGCAGAAGUUUGACAAGAACAAAGAUGGCCGAAUCGAGAUGUCAGAGUUGGCCCAGAUCCUGCCCACAGAGGAGAACUUCCUGUUGUGCUUCAGACAGUUUGUGGGCUCCAGCGCUGAGUUCAUGGCUGCUUGGCGGAGAUAUGAUACAGAUCGCAGUGGCUACAUUGAAGCAAAUGAACUCAAGGGCUUCCUGUCAGACCUGCUGAAGAAGGCAAACAGACACUACGACGACCAGAAACUGCAUGAGUACACACAGACAAUACUCAAGAUGUUUGAUCUGAAUGGAGAUGGGAAGCUCGGUCUCUCUGAGAUGGCAAGGCUUCUACCCGUCCAAGAAAACUUCUUACUGAAGUUCCAGAGCAUCAAGUUGAACUCUGAGGAAUUCAAUGCUAUCUUCACAUAUUACGACAAGGAUGGCAAUGGGUACAUCGACGAGCACGAGUUGGAUGCUCUGCUGAAAGACCUCUACGAGAAGAACAAAAAGGAGGUGGACACUAAGAACCUGACCGGCUACAAGAAGAGCAUCAUGGCCUUGUCUGACGGGGGCAAGCUGUACCGCUCUGAGCUGGAGAUCGUGCUGUGCCGGGAGCCAAUGCUGUGAGCCCCCCCCCCCCCCCCCCCCGUCCGGACCCGGGCCGGUUCAGCCCGCUCCACUUCCUCUUCAUGACGAUCCCAUGACCUUUAACCUCUGCCCCUGUCCGACAUGACUGUCCUCUCACCCCCUCCCCACUACCAGCUGCCUGAUGACCGUAACCAUGUGCAUGAUCUGGGCACCUCCCCUCCUCUCUCUUCAUGAGUUUUGAAUGAAUGUGCACAGAGGCGCACAAAAAAAGCAAAUCCUCUCCCCCCCCCGCCCUGCUCUCCGCCCCUACCAUCACCUUCCCUUCACCACUACAGAUGCAGAACUGACCCGGCUAUGACUGUGCCCAUACGUUCAGUUUUUCAAAUUAUAACGAAUGAAUCUUACCGCUCAAAAGAGUCCCAGCAGGUGUAAUGUUUUGGAGAGGGGAUGUAAUUGCAAGAUUAUGAUGAUUAUGAUUG
Messenger RNA from Engraulis encrasicolus (European anchovy), 1319 nucleotides. It is a transcript of the gene calb2a, whose product is annotated as calbindin 2a. The record is from RefSeq and is a predicted model, not a curated record. NCBI's taxonomy places the organism in Eukaryota, Metazoa, Chordata, Actinopteri, Clupeiformes, Engraulidae. The transcript is spliced from 11 exons. Gene Ontology annotation, molecular function: calcium ion binding. Gene Ontology annotation, biological process: regulation of presynaptic cytosolic calcium ion concentration; regulation of long-term synaptic potentiation. The coding region runs from base 64 to 879 and encodes 271 amino acids. Gene Ontology annotation, cellular component: synapse; terminal bouton; cytosol.